ACGGAGCAAUACGGAAGGGAACCGAUAUCUCGUGCUUAUCACUCGAUAAUUACAUAAAUAGACGUCACACGGCACACAGUGGAGUCUUGGGACGAUUUUUCUUUCGACAACACAAUGCCGAUCGAUUACGUUGCAUUUGCGUACGCUGCCGCGGUGGCUGGUGGCGGAGUGCUAGGUUACGUGAAAUCGAGUUCUAUCCCCUCGCUGGCCGCGGGUCUUCUAUUUGGAUCAGUUCUGGGAUACGGCGCUUAUCAGACUUCUCAGGAUCCGACCAACGUUACAGUUUUCUUAGGCACUAGCACAGCUCUCGGAAGUCUGAUGGGAUAUCGGUUUUACAACAGUGGAAAGAUAAUGCCAGCUGGAGCAAUCGCUGUACUAAGUGCUGUGAUGAUCGUAAGGACAAUCACGAGAUAUUUUUCACCGCCCUUGAAGACUGAAUAAACGUUAAUCAUUGAGUUG
Cyphomyrmex costatus is the source of this 459-nucleotide messenger RNA. RefSeq names its product transmembrane protein 14C. Gene Ontology annotation, cellular component: mitochondrial membrane. Bases 115 to 441 code for a protein of 108 amino acids. The transcript has 3 exons. Gene Ontology annotation, biological process: regulation of heme biosynthetic process. The record is from RefSeq and is a predicted model, not a curated record. NCBI's taxonomy places the organism in Eukaryota, Metazoa, Arthropoda, Insecta, Hymenoptera, Formicidae.